GUAUCCGGAAGUUGUGAAGAGAUAUUCAUCGUUUUGAAUCUGAAGUUUAGCUAGCAUUAGCCAAUGUCGAAAAUCCAACAAUUUGGUUGCUGUAUGGCAAUGGCUGGUGUAAAAGAAUGAAGAGAGUUGAAGUGAUGCCAGGUCUUUACGAUUUAGUUCUACUAUGAGCUCCCUGUCACCCCAGCCUCUGGCCUCUAGCUCUUCAUGCAGGACACUGCCUGGAGAGGGUAAUCAGGUACAACCAAAGGCCCCUCUCCUGCAGAUUCUGCGUGUUGCUGGAGCUCAGGAGGAUGUUUUCACACUCAAGGAGGUUAUGCACUACUUGGGUCAGUACAUCAUGGGGAAGCAACUGUAUGACAAACAAAGGCAACACAUCGUCCACUGCCAGGAUGAUCCUUUGGGAGAACUGCUAGAAGUCGAGAGCUUCUCUGUCACAAACCCAAGCCCAGUAUAUGAAAUGCUCAAGAAAUACGUGGUAGUGCUUGGUUGUGCUGACGCUGCAGAGAAUCUUUCUGUGGGCCGUGAAUGUGUAGAGGGCGGAGUGGAGGAUCGUGGUCAGAUGUGUGGAGGUGUAGUCACAACAGGAGCGAUGGCCAGCAGUGAUGGGCCUCUCCUGCAGACACCCUCCCAGAGGCGACCUCGGGAUCCAGAUGAUGAGUCUCUUGAAGGUCUGCCACACUCAGCCUGCAAGCGCCCCAAACUGGAUGUUACUCUGGAAGAUUGGGAUCUGUCUGGCCUGCCUUGGUGGUUUCUGGGUAAUCUGCGUAAUAACUACAACCGAAGGAGCAAUGGCUCAACUGAUAUCCAUACAAACCAACUGUCUCUUGCACAGGAGGAGGACACAGCCAUAGUGUCGGACACCACAGAUGACCUCUGGUUCCUAACUGAGGGUGAGAGUGAACAGGUGAGCGUGGAGAUGAAAGAAGCUGCACUGGAAGAAGGAAGCAGAGGUGAAGGAGAAGGUUCACUUGAGGAUGACUAUGGAGGAGGGAAGGAGGAGAAGGCAGAUCGAGAGAUGCAGGAGGAGCCAGAUGAAGACUCUCAGUGUCUGAGUGAUGACACUGACACAGAGAUCUCCACACAGGAUGCGUGGCAGUGCACAGAGUGCAGGAAAUACAACAUACCUCUCCAGAAGUACUGCGUUCGCUGUUGGGCUCUGCAGAAAAACUGGUACAAAGAUGUCCCUCGACUUGCUCAUUCCCUAUGUAGCCCUCUCACUACGCAUGAUGAAGAAGAUGACAGUGACACAGGCAUUGAUGUCCCAGACUGCAGCAGGACAGUAUCUGAUCCUGUUAUCCUGCCUUCCUACUCCACUGCCGACCGACCACUGCCCACUAUGAUUACAGGUAAAGGCAAGUGCCCGUGGCCUUCUAGCUUUAACAGGGACAAGCAGCUGUCAGAAGGAGAGAGUCAGGAAAAUCUGGAUAUGGAGUUUGAAGACGUUCGACCCGAGGCACUGUUGGAGCCUUGCAAGCUCUGUCGAGUGCGACCACGUAAUGGAAAUAUAAUACACGGACGUACAGGUCACCUGCUCACCUGUUUUCCUUGUGCAAGGAGGCUGCAUAAGUUCCAGGCUCCUUGUCCAGGUUGUGGAAAGAUUAUUCAGAAAGUUAUAAAGAUAUUCAUCCUUUAAAAAGCACACAAAUGGAUAGUUUAUGUUCUGGGGAACUAAACAAAAAUUGAGACAGCACAUGAAAACAAAAAUACAAUACAGUUAAACAGAUUCAACAAAACAGCUGUAUGCUCAUACAUACCCAAACACAAAACAUGCACCUUGCAAACCUUGAAAAUCUACAAAGGUAUCCAUAAAAUAUAGCACUUGGUGAAGAUUGCUCUUGGCUACUAGGUUUAUUUUUUCUCAUGCUGCUUUAAAGUACUGUUGAAUAAAACCCUGGACAAGAAUUUGUCAUACCAUGUUUGUUUGGCUAUCCAUUUUUAAAUAAGGGACAGAAGUAUUUAUUUAUUUAUAAAAUUCUCGCUGAAUAGUGCAUAACUGGUGUGAGUUUUUGUUUGAUCUCAUGAAGGCUUGUUUUGUUUACUUUUCUGUUUUGUUUCUCAUGCUUUGUAAAUCUUAGUAAUUGUUGUGUUACAUUAAUGCAGUGGCAGCAUUGAAAGAGCUGUUUUCCCUUCAGAGAUUGACUUCAGUUAUCUGGAUGAACAUUAAAAAAGCUCUAUGUAGAAAUGUAAAUAUAAGAAAUGUUAUCUAAACUGGUUCUUUUGAGCAGUGGUGUGGGGCUCCUAGGUGCUAUAGCUCUGAAACAUGAGUUGUAAAGACAAGACUGAAGGAAGAGUAAACUAAAAAAAUAUUAAAAUCUUUUAACAUAAGUACUUAGCCUAAAUAUUUAAAUCGUAUUUCAGUACAGAAUUUAACCUGCUUGAGAAUGUGCAGCUGAAAAACAUUUAACUACAAUUUUUUUUAUGGUUGGUAAUUUGAUGUUUGUGUUAAAUACUUAAAAUUGCCAAACCUUUGAUAGUUGUGCCUGCAGUAUGUCUGAAUCGUUCAUGUUAAGAUAUUAUGCUUCAGUGUUCUCUAAAUCCAAAACUUGUGAUAAAUGAACACUUUGUCUAUUUAGUAUUUAAUUUAUUUAUGAUUCAGUUUUAAUUUUGACCACCUAAGAUGCACAGAGUUGCACUUCUAACAGGUCUAAUGUAUUUGAUUUAUAAUUUCUUAACUGCAGAGUUAUUAGAUGUACAGCACCUCAAGUAAAAAUAUCUGCAAAGUACUUAUGGAGAGUUUGAUUUAAGUGUCCACUGCCAUAUAAUGAUUUUGAAUUGAAAUAUGUACAUACUAGAUUUUAUUUAUGUGAUUCUGCCUUGUAUGAAGAUUGUAUUUGGUAUACCACAUAGACUGUCUUUUGCGUGAGUCUGUGGGUCACCUAUAGAUAAAAACAUCAUACUCUAUAAAGUUCUAAUAUGAAAGAUGGCCAGUGAUGGAAGGCUCUUGACUCUGUUCAUUGUAAAAAGUAUUGAUAGUUUUGUUCUAUGUUGGUUUUUCUUUGGGUUUUUUUUUUGUACUUGCGCUAAACCUUUUUGCCAGCAGGUGGAGAGAAAUUUCAUUCUUGUAACUCAUACUUGUAACUCAAGCUAUAAAGUACCAGUAACCUAUAAUACAUAUUUAAAGCAUGCUUUCUGUCUUGACUAGAGGCCACAUGGAGCUUGUUUAAGAGCUAUAUGAGCCAUUUUAAAGCUUUUAAAAGUUUAACAAAGCUUGUGUUGAUUAGCCUUAGCCUGCACCAAAAAAAAAAACAAACAAACAAGAUACAACCUCAUGUAAAUUAAAUAUUGCAUCAUAGUGAUACUGGUUCAGAUUAAUUGACCUAAUUGUUGUAAUUACUGAUACUGAUAUGAUGUGCACAUAUGUGGUACAGCAGUUUAUUUUUUAUCGUUUUGUUUUUUUUUCCAUUUGUACUUGUUACAGAUUCAGUAAUGUUGUUUUGUUAAGCAAUAAAGAUUUAGAAGUUAA
Molecule: messenger RNA, 3463 nt
Organism: Melanotaenia boesemani (Boeseman's rainbowfish)
Lineage: Eukaryota; Metazoa; Chordata; Actinopteri; Atheriniformes; Melanotaeniidae
Gene: mdm4
Product: MDM4 regulator of p53
Exons: 11
Coding region: 164-1633 (489 amino acids)
Biological process (GO): protein ubiquitination; negative regulation of apoptotic process; regulation of cell cycle
Cellular component (GO): nucleus
Molecular function (GO): ubiquitin-protein transferase activity
Source: RefSeq, a predicted model, not a curated record